Dendronephthya gigantea is the source of this 1921-nucleotide messenger RNA. Its product is annotated as nuclear transcription factor Y subunit A-4-like. NCBI's taxonomy places the organism in Eukaryota, Metazoa, Cnidaria, Anthozoa, Malacalcyonacea, Nephtheidae. Bases 115 to 804 code for a protein of 229 amino acids. Gene Ontology annotation, cellular component: CCAAT-binding factor complex. The record is from RefSeq and is a predicted model, not a curated record. Gene Ontology annotation, biological process: regulation of transcription by RNA polymerase II. The transcript is spliced from 4 exons. Gene Ontology annotation, molecular function: DNA-binding transcription factor activity, RNA polymerase II-specific; RNA polymerase II cis-regulatory region sequence-specific DNA binding.
UUGGUAAUUUUUUCUUUGUUUUGGUAAUUUUGAUGACGCUCAUUUAGUAAUUGGCUUCGAAAGAAAAUUUGCUCCCACCGCGCUUCGUAUAAAAACUUCGAAAAACUACAAAACAUGGAGACAGUCACCGCAUCUUCUCCUCAGAUCAACUUUGCCCAGCAAGGCACUGUAGCGGCGACGGCACAGACAACAACUGUGAGCCAUCCUACAGCCGUGAAUCUUAUCGCACAAGACCAAAACAAAAGCCUCACGUACAUUGUGGAUCCAAGUCAAGCACAACACAUACAAAUGUUUGCUCCCGAUCAACGCUUUGUUGCGAAUUCUGUUGAAUACAAUCCUGUGACUGGAACAUUAACAACAAGCGCUCUCCCAAAUGGCAACCCACAGCUGACAGUUCCCCUUGCCGCACAGCGACUGCCGGUUGCUAUGGAAACCUUAGAUGAGCCUUUGUACGUAAAUGCCAAGCAGUAUCACAGAAUUAUAAAACGUCGUCAGGCAAGAGCGAAACUCGAAGCGGAAGGCAAAAUCCCAAAACAAAGAAAGAAAUAUUUGCAUGAGUCUCGACACAUGCAUGCAUGUCGUCGCAAGAGAAGUGAUGGUGGUAGGUUUGUUACAAAACCUGGUGACCUUUUGAAUAUGUCCGGCUUACAUAAUGAUCCCUCGACAAUUGAUCUAACAAAUCAGAACAGAACAGAAAGUCAACCACUUGCAGUGGCCAAUAUGCAGGUACCAGUGACAACGGCAGCUCUUCAGUCACAAGUGACAGCUGCUGAACAAGUAUUGAUACCAAACCCAAACACAUAAGUUGAUGAACAUUGGUAAUAAAUGUAUAUAUUGAUGAUAUAUUUAAGAGUCUUAUUGUAAGAGCAAUGCUUCUGAGGAGUACAAAAGGUUGUCAUAGUUAAGGAAUAAUAAUAUCACAAGUGAACUUUCAUUGUGUUCUUGCCAGUUCUCUACAGGAAGGCAUUGGGUAGAAACAUUUGUUGAAGACUCAGAAACAUUUAUUAUAUGGAACAUAUUAUAAUUAUAAGCUUAUAUCUUUUCUGAGAGCUUUCUCAAUAAUAAUAAUAGUGGGGACAGAGUAGAGAUGAUGCAGAGAUGUAAUGCACUAACCAAUAACCAAUAUUUGAUGCUGGUGUCCAAUAUUUUGGCUGCUGUUGUGUUGAACAACCAUCUAUGCGAGAAACUAGCAUACUACACGAGUCACUCACCCUUGAGUCACUCAGGAAUUUUCUUUCUUUCAGAACAUUUUCUUUACAUCUCUGUAUCAUCUCUCCUCUGUGAUGGCCAUAGAACUAAAUUGGGGAUGUAGAAACUCUCCUUCCAGCCAGUAUACCAUUGAUUAGUACCAUUGAAACACCACUACUGCAUGAUCAGUUACCAGCAAGAUCUUUUCAUAUUACGGUUCAUAUCAAAGUUUACUUUGGUGUGUAAUAUUGCCUUAUCAGAUCAAUGUAUUAUAAAUGUAAAGUAUUCAUAAAACGUUCAGUUAUAUUAAGUGAAAAAUAAGACCAACUAUUAUGUGAGAUACAUCUGAGGUAAAACAAUAUUAAUAAUUCCAGGUUAAACCACAGGCACAGCGUGUCUGUCGUCGUACCCAGUCCCCAGCCUAGACACUAGGCCUUUAGACCUAUUUCUCUCUGUUUUACACUCAAGAAGACUACGAAUAAAACAUACUUGCGGAGAGAUGCAUACGACUGCGCUAGACCUUCUGCACAUCCUAUACUGCUGGGAAAACUGAGUGAACGUGGACACUCCCUACUUGCAGUCUGCCAGCCUGCGUGACAAAGACGCCCCCGAUUAAAAAUUGGGCAGCAACCCCCCCCUCCUCAAUUAAAAUUAAUUGCCUGAUAAACGCCUGGAGGUUAACCCCGAAAUGUCUAAACUAAAUCAAGUCUUUCCAUAACACCACUCUUUAUUA